Messenger RNA from Dunckerocampus dactyliophorus (ringed pipefish), 5393 nucleotides. RefSeq names its product formin homology 2 domain containing 1 (gene fhod1). Gene Ontology annotation, cellular component: cytoskeleton; cytoplasm. Bases 1379 to 4951 code for a protein of 1190 amino acids. Gene Ontology annotation, molecular function: actin filament binding. NCBI's taxonomy places the organism in Eukaryota, Metazoa, Chordata, Actinopteri, Syngnathiformes, Syngnathidae. The record is from RefSeq and is a predicted model, not a curated record. Gene Ontology annotation, biological process: cortical actin cytoskeleton organization; actin filament network formation. The transcript is spliced from 26 exons.
ACUUCCUUGUGGUUUUGGAGAAGGAAGGGGGCGGAGCCCGGGAAAAGCAGCAGACUGUUGAUAAGAACUUCCUCCUUCCUGUCAUGGCGGCGACAGGAAGGACAUUCAUUGUCACCGCCGCGUCCGCUCAGAGGAGCCCUCACGCUUGGCAGGUUUGUUUGUAAACGUGACACGCGCCGCCAAGAUGGCCGCAUUCGUCGCUGAACGACAGGGCUUUUAUUGUGAAAGGGUGUGGAAGCUCCUGUGUCCUUUGCCGAAGAAUGUGGAAGGACCGGUAGUGUCACACUUAAUGGCUCGCACCAUGGCGCCACCCAUUGGGCCACCGCCACCUGUGUGUUUUUGAGUUUGUGUGUGGGCGGAGCCUCACAGCGUGCUGGGAAAGGGCCACAGAAUAGUCUGAUCGACAGCUGGAGGAGUGCACGUUGCAGGUAUCGCCACACGGGAACUACUUGGACUUGGACGCCUCGCUGUCGGAGCAGAGAGACGAGCUGGACAACUUCUACCAAGACGUGGCGUAAGGAGUCAUGUGACCUGUUCAAGUUUGAUUGACACACAUUGAAAAGCUCCUCCCACUAGCACCAUGGUGAACGACUACACUACCCACAAGCUCCCUGCUGCUUCCAUGACUCUGUAGAGGCAGCAUCAUGAGAGCUCAGCUCAGCGAGACUCCUUCUGCUUUUUCUUCGGCUUUUUCUGUCUGUCCUUGCAACACUCUGUCCACAUGUACGUUUAUUCCAGCAUGCAGCAUCCCAUGAAAUGACAUUCUGGAAUGUUCCAAUGCCGCUGUGUGCGUAAUGUGAUGAUGUCACCGAGAAAAUGUGCUGACUUCCUUUUUUAGCUCUGAAACAAACGUUCCUUCUUUCUUGGCUUCCUGUCGCCGCCCCCACCCCCACCCCGUUCCCCUCCGCCUCACCCCCGUUUCCACAUUUCCAUGCCCUCAUCCUGGCACACUGGUGUCAUGUGACAUUUUUAGAACUUGGAUCAGCGCACACAGACUCUAAAGAUCAUUCUCGUUCAUAGUGCACACAUUCUCGUCAUUGUCAUUAUCGUCAACAUUAUAUCAUCGCCCUCCUACUUUCACAAUUGUGUGUGUGUGUGUGUGUGUGUGUGUGUGUGUGUUGACAGGAAAGGGAGAAAGCCCGUCUUGGUCCUGAGGACACAACUGUCAGUGCGAGUCCACGCCAUCCUAGAGAAGCUGUACAACUGUCACGGCCCUGAGCUGCGCCGCUCGCUCUUCUCGCUCAAACAGCUCUUCCAGGACGAUAAGGACCUGGUCCCCGAGUUCGUGGCGUCCGAGGGCUUGACCUGUUUCGUUAAAGUUGGCGCGGAGGCCGACCACAACUACCAGAACUACAUCCUCAGAGCGCUCAGUCAGAUCAUGUUGUUUGUGGACGGCAUGAACGGCGUGAUCAACCACAGCGAGACGGUGCAGUGGCUCUACACCUUGACAGGAAGCCAGUCUCGACUGCUGGUCAAAACGUCCAUGAAGCUGCUCAUCGUCUUUGUGGAGUAUUCAGAAUCCAACAGUCCUUUGCUCAUCGACGCUGUCAACGCUGUGGACGAACGGAGAGGUGUGAAGCCGUGGUCGUACAUGAUGGACGUCCUGCACGAGAGAAACGGCGCCGACAGUGAGCUGCUGGUGUUCGCCAUGACGCUCAUCAACAAGACGCUGGCGGCGCUCCCGGACCAGGACUCUUUCUACGACGUGACUGACUGUCUGGAGCAGCUGGCCAUGGAGGCUGUGGUCCACAAGCACAUGAGCAGCAUGGCCGUUGAGCCCGACCUCCGAACGCAGUUUGCCAUUUACGAGACAGCUUUGAGGUUCGAGGACGGCGACAUAAACGACCCCUCCCCUCACCUGCGUAAAGAGCGUCGAAAGACGGCUGCCAGCGAGCAGGAAGGUCGGCGUAGUCGUCGAUCGUCCAGUCAAAACAUUCCGGACCUUUUGGCGUCUUCUGCGGGCUCCUCCCCUUGCACCUCCCCCAUCCCAUCAGCCUCCCUCACCGCCACCAGCAGCCCUCUUUCACCUUCCCCGUUAACCUCUGAACCCAGCAGCCCUGCCUCCAGCCCCUCUGGAUCCCUGAGAGGGUCACCUCUGCCCUCCAAUGGUGACUCCAACGACACUCUGAUGGCGGAGCACGAGCCGAAGACGCCGUCCAGCCCGAGUCGCUCUUUCCUCAGCCACCACAUGUCCGCUCUGGGUUUGAGCAGGAAGUCCAGACUCUUUUCCAAAGCCAGCUCCAUUUGUGAGGACCCCUCCACCCCCUGCAGCUCGUUACCCUCUAGCACGGAGAAAUGUCCAGAACAUCAGAGCAGCACCAAGAUGACUUUCAACGAGGAUGACCUGUUGCAGUGCCCAGACGACUGUAACAGAAAUGUGGAGAAGCCAGUUCUGAGGAAGUUUGAAGACAACUUCCUGCGCAGUCUGGCCGCCACCCAGUUAGAGAAGAAGAGGCGGAGUAAACACCUGAGCCGCUCCAAGCUGUCCUCAUCUGAUGAUGUCAUCACCCUGAACCCACAGCCAGUGGAGCACAGUGGCGGCGGUGACGGAGGACUUCCUACUAAUGGUGUGACAUCCGUUCCCGCCCAGCACAACACGGGGGCCGUGCAGAGACAGUGCAGCACGCUGUCCAAUGACAAGAAGUUCCUGCUGGACAUGCUCUUCUCUAAGGCCUCUGACCAAGCUCCUCCCAGUCCGACCGCUGCCCCGGACGAUGCUCUUGAGGAUGGCAACUUCCUGCCUGCUGAUGGAGGUCUUGGGGGGCGGGGCCGGGUGUUGGAGCGCCUCUCCAGCCUCCGAGCGCGCUCAGAGGAGGCGGUCAGCCCCAGUGAGAGCAGCGCCUCCCGCAGGGCGGAGCUUGAAGGACUGGAAGGCUCUGCUCAGGUGGCACUGGCCCGCCUGGCAGAAGAGCAGCAGAAUCGUUACCUGCGGCAGCAGAGCAGCAUCGACGUCGAGAGCCACGCCCACCGCCUGGAGACCACCCAGAUGAUGCCGAUGGGUGCCGGGGGGCCCGCCGACGCUUGGGACCAGCUCCAGCCGAGCAGCGCCACCCUGCGCAUCAAAGAUCUGGACUUCUCUGACCUCCUGGACGAGGAAGACAUUGACGUGUUGGACAUGGACACCUACGACUCCUCCUCCUCUGCUCCGCUUCUGUUAGGUUGUCCUCCUCCACCUCCUCCACCCCCUGGCGGCCGAGCACCUCCUCCACCGCCUCCCCCUGGCGGUCCAGUGCCUCCUCCACCUCCUCCCCCGCUUCCCCCUGGUGGUCCGGCUCCCCCUCCCCCUCCUCCUCUACCUGGUGCCCCCCCUUUGCCUCCGUCCUCCCUAACGGCAACAGCAGCAGUGGCGGCGACCUUCCCGAGGAAGAAGAAAACUGUCAAGUUGUUUUGGAGGGAGCUGAAGCAGGCCGACGGGCCCAAACAGUGUCGCUUUGGCCGCGGGACAGUGUGGGCAUCUUUGGACAAGGUGCAAGUGGACACUGCCCGGCUGGAGCAUCUGUUUGAGUCCAAAGCCAAAGAGCUGCCGGUCGCCAAGAAAGCAGCUGAGACCAAGAAGUCGGAGAUCCUGGUCCUGGAUCCAAAGCGCAGUAACACCAUCAACAUCGGGAUGACCGUCCUUCCCGCCGUCCACGUCAUCAAGACUGCCAUCCUCAACUUUGAUGAGUUUGCCAUCAGCAAGGAGGGAAUUGAGAAGAUCCUGACCAUGACGCCCACAGACGAGGAGAAGCAGAAGAUCCAGGAGGCCCAGUUGGCCCAUCCGGACAUUCCUUUGGGGACAGCAGAGCACUUCCUUUCCAGCCUGGCCUCCAUCAGUGCCUUGACCCCCCGCCUGCAGCUGUGGUCCUUCAAACUCAACUACGAGUCUCUGGAGAAGGAGAUCGCAGAGCCACUCUUCGACCUAAAGCUGGGCAUGGAGCAGCUGGCGUCCAAUCGGACCUUCAAAAAAAUCCUUGCCACACUUCUCGCCAUCGGAAACUUCCUCAACAGCUCCAACGCUAAAGGUUUUGAGCUGCCGUACCUGGAGAAGGUGGUGGAGGUGAAGGACACGGUCCACAGACAGUCUCUGCUGCAUCACACGUGCACUCUCAUCACUGACAAUGACCCGCAGUCCUCUGACGUCUACUCCGAGAUCCCCGCCAUCACCCGCUCUGCCAAGGUGGACUUUGAGCUUCUCUCUGAGAAUCUGGUCCAGCUGGAGAGACGCUGCAAGGCAUCGUGGGAAAGCUUAAAGGUGGUGUCCAAACACGAGACAAAGACAUUGCUGAAGAACAAGAUGGCUGACUUCCUGAAGGACUGCACACACAGGAUCGUUAUCCUCAAGGUCGUCCACAGGAGAGUCAUCAACAGGUUCCACUCCUUUCUGCUGUUUCUGGGUCAGCCGUCAUCGUCGGUGCGUGACACCAAAGUAACGGACUUCUGCCGCAUCAUCAGCGAGUUCUCGCUGGAGUACCGCACGACGCGAGAGAGGGCGCUCACGCUCAAACGCAAGCGGGCCGCCCACCGAGAGAGAACCAAAACCCGUGGCAAGAUGAUCACCGAGACGGAGAAGUUUUCAGGGGCGGUGCCCCCUUCCGACAGCCAUGCCACCAUGGAGGUGGAGCCCAGCGUGGAAGUGGAGCAUGAGAGCAUGACUCACAUGCUGACCAGCGGCAUCCUGAGCGAGGAGCAGCGAGGUGUCAGGCGCUCCCGAGCUGUCCGCAGUCUCGGCAGGCUGAGUCCGUCUCCCAUGUCGACGCCUCAGGAUGCCGAAAGCGUCUCCCAGAACGACCCCACAGACGAAAUCAUGGACCGACUCGUCAAGUCGGUGACCCAGAACCCCUCGGCCAGAGUGCCCAGUCCCAAAACUCGCAAACGCUCCCGUCUGAACAGGAAAUCCAUGAGGAGGACUCUGAAGAGCGGCCUCAGCGUGGAUGUGGUGCAGGCUCUGGGACUCGACAAGAACCCCGUCUGACCUCACACUGGCUCGCAUGGACACGAUGGAGAUAUCGUCAGUGAGCGAUCUUAGGGGGACCUUGACAAGAGCCAAAGUCCAGUGUGGUCGCGACGUCCAUCUUUGAGCUUUUCAGAGUUACAUUUAUUGUAACUUUGGAAAGUUCUGUUUUUAGUUAAACUUGCCAAAACUUGAACUAUUUUAAAAGCGGAAUUCGAAAUUAGAAAAUGGGUGUUUUUUUGCUUCACUGUCAGCUUUGAACUGAUAUUUCUUUCACUAAGUGUGUGUGUGUGUGUGCGCGUGCGUGCACCUGUGAGAGUUGUUGUUGCACGUGUGCACUUGCUUUUUGGCUAAUGUAUUUUUGCACUUUUCAGCACGAAAGCUUUUUUUUCAGGUUUUUAACUUAAAUGAGUUAAACGUUAUUGUAAAAUGUUUAUUGGGUGAACACUUUUAAUAAACGACC